AUGGGAAAGUGUGAAAUAUUAGAAAGGCAACACCCUGCAGUAGCAUCAUUUUUGGAAAACAGAGUCAGAGAGAAAUCAUCCAAUGUGCCAUCAAAAGCCAUGUAUGAAAAUAUCUGCCAGUAUGUUGCAAAACUUGAAGAGGUCAGCACCUUUUCAACCAAUACCCUACAGAAGUGUGAUACUGAGAUGGCUAAAUGCAGCCCUGCUGGAGUACCCAAAAAAGGUACAGUAGUUUCCACUUUUCAGAAGAGAUGAUAGUAUUUUUAUAGUAGAAAAUAGACCUAUAUUAACACACAAAUUGGAAAUGUUAGCCAUAUAGGUUAAUACAUUUAUACAUUAAUCUCGAAUCAGGACUUGGGGUGGGGAGAAAAAUUUAAAAUUGGCUUCUGAACUUUAAUAGUUGCUUUAUAUGCACUUUAAUAUAGGUUACAAGGAUGAGUUGGAUUUCCUAUCAAAGAAUAUAAGACCUCGACUUAUUGAGAUCGACACAUCCAUCAAAGAAAAGGCACAACAGGCUCGUGGGUGA
Messenger RNA from Paramuricea clavata, 526 nucleotides. The record is from the annotation of a GenBank genome assembly. Lineage: Eukaryota; Metazoa; Cnidaria; Anthozoa; Malacalcyonacea; Plexauridae.